Messenger RNA from Oncorhynchus nerka (sockeye salmon), 4577 nucleotides. RefSeq names its product tuberin-like. Gene Ontology annotation, molecular function: GTPase activator activity. The record is from RefSeq and is a predicted model, not a curated record. Gene Ontology annotation, biological process: negative regulation of Wnt signaling pathway; negative regulation of phosphatidylinositol 3-kinase/protein kinase B signal transduction; regulation of cell cycle. NCBI's taxonomy places the organism in Eukaryota, Metazoa, Chordata, Actinopteri, Salmoniformes, Salmonidae. Gene Ontology annotation, cellular component: cytoplasm; TSC1-TSC2 complex; nucleus.
AUGGGGGAACGGGAGACAGACUGGAAGGUGUUGAAGCUGGUACUAGACAAGAUGCCCUGGACCCUGCAGUAUAAAGUCCUGCUGCUGUCCUCUCCCUGCAGCAUAGACCAGCUCUGUUCUACACUCUGUUCUAUGGUGACAGACCGUCUUAUCUCAGAGCGUCUGAAGAAGACUCCAGAUGGUUUCAGUCGUACUGAUGUCCAGCUGGCUGUAGUACCUGUUCUCACUGCUAUCACAUCAUACCACAACUACCUAGAACAGGCCAGACAGAGGGAGUUGGUUCAGUGUCUGGAAGCAGGGCUGAUAUACCGCUGUGCCAAGCAGUGUGUGGUUGCCCUGACAAUGUGCACCGUGGAGAUGCCUGACAUCAUGAUUAAACUCCUCCCCGCCCUCAUCGUCAAGCUGACUCACAUCUCGGCAACCGUCGCCAUGGCGUCGCCCAUGCUGGAAUUCCUGUCCACUCUGGUGCGGCUGCCACAUCUCUAUGCUUACUUUGUAGCAGAGCAGUACGUCAGUGUGUUCGCCAUCUCCCUGCCCUACACCAACCCCUCCAAGUUUAACCAGUACAUUGUGUCGUUGGCUCACCAUGUCAUCUCCAUGUGGUUUAUCCGCUGCCGACUCACCUUCAGAAAGGACUUUGUGCAGUACAUCACCAAGGGUCUGCGCUCUAAUGCUCUGAUGCCGUUCGAUGACACCCAGGACACUCAGAGCAGCUUCCGUGCUCGCAGCACCAGCCUCAAUGAGAGGCCCAAGAGCCUACGGGCAGCCAAAAUGGCGAAGGCCCACCAGCAGCAGCAGCAGGCGUCAAUGGCAGCGGGCGUCGCGGCGAGUACCGGCUCUCCCGUUAAAGAGCUGAGAGAUCUGUCGGCCAUGGACGCCUUCCGCUCCCGAAGCAUCAGCGUCUCCGAGCACGCGGUGCGCAGGAUGCACACCUCCAGUACCACGUGUAGUCUGGGAUCUUCUGACGAGAACACCGUGAGCCAGGCAGACGAUGGGUUAAAGACCGUCCACCUGGAGUUAACGGAGACCUGUCUGGACAUGAUGGCUCGAUACGUCUUCUCCAACUUCUCAGCGCUGCCCAAGAGGUCACCUAUAGCAGAGUUCCUUCUGGCGGGGGGUCGCAGUAUGACCUGGCUGGUGGGUAACAAGCUGAUCACCAUAACGACCAGUGGUGGGGUCAGGAGCCAGGCCCUACUGGGAAUGGACAUGGCUGAGAGGCUGGGAGGAGGGGGAGAGAUGACCAGGUCAGACCCCUCCCUUCACACCCGUCAGACCAAAGAGGCUCCGGCCAAACUGGAGUCCCAGUCCAGUCAACAGCUCAACAGAGCCUCACGCAUCAGAGUACGAUCCAUGUCAGGUGGCCAUGCCCUCCGUGCAGGUCCAGCCCAGAGCCUCAGCCCCCUGGUCUCACCCUCUGAGGGGGGGGAGCUGUGUGGUGUCCCCCUCUCUCCCCCCUCCUCCUCCUCUGGCCCCUGUCUGGAUGGCCUGGAGCCCCCCUCUCCUUCCCCCUGUGCCCCUAAGGACCCUCUCAAAGACAAGCCCAGCCUGGCAGAGUUCCUGCCCGUUCUGACCCAGGGAUGGGCUGAGAUCUUCAUACGCAGACCCUCAGGUAACACCAGCUGGUUGAUGUGUCUGGAGAACCCUCCCAGUCCCUUCUCCUCUGAGCUGGGUAACAUGCCUCUCCAGGAGCUGUCCUCUGUCCUCAUGGCCAUGGAGGGGGUCAAGGAGCCCCCCACCCAGACUGCCAGCGCCCCCGCCAGCACAGCCACCCCUGCCCCGACUCCCGUAGCCCUUAACCCCCCAGUACCCAUCCAAGGGGGCAAGCCUGGACUCAUUCAGCGCUCUAACACAGUGGGCUCUCUCUCCUCUCUGGGUCUGUCCUUCGCCCCGUCCCCAGUUCCGGUUCGGCUCCAACGGAGCAUUUCCUGGGCAGACUCUGUGGUAGAGGGGACAGGGGUCAGGGGCCACGUAGACUACCCCUCUGAUUGGCCAGAGGCGGAGAAGUUUGAGGCCAUGCCCUCUGAACCCAUCUACAUCGCUGCUGACAAGUUCACCAAGGCCCUGCCCCCUAGAACACUCAGCAGGUCGUCCUCCAGUUCCAGCCAGGAGGAUGAGAAGUCCACCCUGGAGGAGGUGAGUGAGGGGUUCAUCCCCAUCGACCAGCCCCCCCUGGCCCCCUCCACCCCGGGCAGCCAAGGCCCAGAGCUCCCCUUCCAGACCCAGAACCAGCCUGAGACCCAGACCCUCAACAAGUCCAGCUCCUCCCCUGAGCUCCAGACCCUACCAGAGGCCUUCCCCAAGACCACAACAGGACCCGGGGCCGGAGGAGGAGAGGCACCCGGGGUUCGGUCCCCCUCGGAGGGGAAGAGCCAGCCACAACAGCCCCCGGUGGAGAAAGAGAUAGAGAAGGUGGAGAGUGGAGGAGGAGGGGUGAACAGACAGAAUCAGAGUGGGGAUACCACCCCAGUGACAGGGGGGUUGUCUGGGACAUCGGGAGGAGGAGGUUCCUCUUCCUCGCAGGGAGCCAGGAUGCGGUUGGAGUUCCCAGCACCCCACCAGCCUGGACCCCUCUCCCCCAGCGGAGGGCACCGUCCCAGGGGUCACACCAUCUCAGUGUCGGCCCCCUCCUCCAGGAGAGAGAGGAUAGGAGGAGACGCGUACCACACCACCCGGCCCGGGCCCACCAACACUGAGAAGACCAGUGGACUCAGUCCCAGUUUUGUGUUCCUUCAGCUCUACCACUCUCCCUUCUUUGGCAACGAGGCCAACAAGCCUCUCCUGCUGCCCAAGUCUCAGCUGAUCGACAGAGCGGUGAAGGUUCUGGACCAGAUGCCUCCGUAUGAUACCCAUAAGAUUGGAGUGGUGUUUGUCGGAGCUGGACAGGUAUUCAACGAGGUGUCCAUCCUGUCCAAUGAGUAUGGUUCUAACCGCUACGCUGGCUUCCUGACCGGCCUGGGGAAGCUGAUCCACCUGAAGGACUGUGAUCCAGACCAGAUCUUCCUGGGGGGUCUAGACCAGUAUGGAGAUGACGGGGAGUUUACCUACUGCUGGCACGAUGACAUCAUGCAGGCCAUCUUCCACAUAGCCACCCUGAUGCCCAACAGAGACAGUGAUAAGGGCUGCUGUAACAAGAAGAGACACAUUGGAAACGACUUUGUUAUGGUGGUUUACAACGACUCAGGAGAGGAGUACAAACUGGGGACCAUCAAGGGUCAGUUUAACUUUGUUGAGGUGAUCAUUAAGCCUCUGGACUACGGAAGUAACCUGGUCACCCUGCAGUGCAGGAAAGAUCUGGAGGGUCUAGUUGACACCAGUGUAGUGAAGAUAGUCUCAGACCAAAACCUUCCAUUGCUGGUACGACAGAUGGCCCUACACGCUAACAUGGCAUCUCUGGUCCACCAGUACAGAGCAAACCCUUCUGAUGCCUACGCCUCCAAGUGGCUGGCCAGACUACGACACAUCAAGAGACUCCGGACAAGGGCCCAGGAGGAGAUCCAGUCUCGUCCCACCCCCGGUAUCUCUCUGACCCAGAGCCACUCCUCCCAGACCAAACAGUCCUCCUACCAGCAGGUCAGCGGUGGAGGCUCCAACACGGACUCCUCCGGACAGAGGAAGAGACUGGUCUCCACCGUGGACGACUUCACCGACUUCGUCUGAGCCUUGAGGACGCCUUCCCAGUGUCAAAUGUCUAUACUAGUAUACUACUGCGGGUCAAAUGGCACCCUACUCCCUAUAUAGUGUGCUACUGUUGACCAGAGUCAUAUGGACCAUGGUCAACAGUAGUGCACUAUAUAGGGAAUAGGGUGCCCUUUCACACAUAGUUUGCAUCCCCAAUACAUUGGUUUCAUACUAUGUAGUAUGCUAGUAUGGAUAUUGUAACGGAGUGAUAUUUCUGAUACUGUUUCCGGUCCCCCUGCUCAAGGCAGACGUUGCCUCCCUCACCACAGAUCGAGGAUCAGGUUAUCCAAGUGGUUCUAAUGUCCACUAGCAGGAGGAUAAUAAAAUACCUGAUCCUAGAUCUGUGUUUAGUCAGGGACAACAUUGACCUGCUUUCGCUCUUUCUCUCUUGAUACACACACACACACACACCGGUUGAAUAACUUCCUGCUUUCUACCUAUAUGAUUUGACGAUUCUCUCCCAGACAUUUGUCUCGACAAGCUGAUGUGGCCUUGUGGCUUUUCAUCCAACUGCUCCCAUGAAUUAGUUGUGAUGCUGAUGAGAUGACCGGUGCAGCCUAACUAACACUGGUGCAGCCUAACUAACGCUGGUGCUGCCUAACUAACCCUGGUGCAGCCUAACUAACGCUGCGUCCCUAUUGUCUUUCUAAUACUCUGUGCUUGACCAGGGCACGUGGGCUCUAUCUAAAGUAGUGCACUAUGUAGAGGGAAUAGGGUGCCAUUUGGAACGCAGAGAAUGACCCCCCGUGGCUUACACAGCCGACGCACACCCUUUCAUCCCUCUCCUCAUUUCCUUCUCUCAUCCCCUCGCAAAACCACUCAGAAGGAAGUAUGGUGAAUGAGAAACACGACAUUUGAAAGCUGUGUGUGUGUACAGAAUAAACAAAACAAAUAGCCAA